Klebsormidium nitens is the source of this 4787-nucleotide messenger RNA. The record is from the annotation of a GenBank genome assembly. Lineage: Eukaryota; Viridiplantae; Streptophyta; Klebsormidiophyceae; Klebsormidiales; Klebsormidiaceae.
CUGCAGAAUGCUGCUCAAUGCUGGCAUUGUGCGCAAAGAGGCGAGGGCGCCGAACCUAUGCAAGCUGUUCCUCAUGACCCCAUUCUUUCCAGCUGGGGCCAAAAUGGUGACGGGAAAGUGAGCUGUGCGCGAACGCCGCGCAUUUGGUGUCAAAGCGGGCGGCCAUGAUCCUGGGCGCUGUUUUAGCUGCCAGGCAAUUGCGUUGCUGUGCCACUCGAAUGGGUUUCCAAUGUAGAAACGCAAUGCCGGCGAAAGCUGCCGUCACCAAUAAGGCGGCACGUUUCUUGCAUUCCAACGCUCUCAAAUGCGUAGCGAGCUCCCAUUGUUCGCCGGUCGCAACUUCCCCAAGGGUUUAUUCAACACUGACAAGUAGUCGGUCUUCGGGACUCACAAGGGGAAUCAAAGCCACAAGGGUUUCCAGAAUGCUGGCAAAAGCUCAGGUCGCAAGGGGAUAUUUUUCGCCAGCUGGCGCAGGUGAUGUCACCACUUCGAAGAAACAAAGUGUCAGGUGCGCAGCCGCAGAGUGGUAUGAGCACGGGUGGCGGGCGGCGUCUCUGGUCAGAAGCGACAAAAGUUCCGCUCCUAGUUGGAGUGGUGGAAGAGUGACAGGGUCAGGCUCCAGCACGUUCUUGGGGGCCCCUUUCAAGGCUCUUGAAACGCAACCGAGGCGGACGUUCUUCUCGUUCUUCGGACGUGCGAGAGCGGGUCCGAAGGCCCGAGAAAAGAUCGACAGUACGUUUCAGACGAGGGAGGACAAGGACUGGUGGAUAGAGAGAAUGGAGGCCUGCGAUAAACCUGACGCGCAACUGAUGCGAGAGAAGCUCGACUUCAAUAGCAUGCUGGGUCUCGACGAGGAGGUCAAACCGGGGACGGUGAACGCAGUUAUACUGGAGCAUCGGAAGGCCCAGCCACGAUGCAUGCUGCUGACGAGAGUGGGCGACUUUUACGAGUCGAUCGGGUUCGAUGCGGUGCUGAUGGUGCAAUACGCGGGGCUCAACCCGAUGGGCCAGAAAUUGCCAAAGGCGGGAUGCCCGAAACAGAACAUUUCCAGGACCAUUGAGCAUCUAGGUGCGGCGGGAUUUAGAGUGGGCGUUAUCGAAGAGGCGGGGCUUGACACACGCGGGCGAAAGGAGAGGUAUCUGGGAGGCAUUUACAGCAAAGAGAACCCGUAUCUGCGGGGGAUUGUGGACAGCGAGAAGGAUGGUGACUUCGACGAGCCGCCUCCCAUUGUGGGCUUGGCCUUUUCGAAACGCGGCUACAUCAUGGUUUCGGUCAACCUGCCGAUGCAAACCUACGUCAAGGAAGAGAACUUGACGGAGGAAGGCGUGAUCGCCAAACUGAGGGAGCGGGGCGCCGCCCCGAUUCUCUACAUCCACUCUUCGCUGCGAGAUGGCGCUCCUGGAACGCCCACGUGGCAGAAGAGCGCCAUCAAGACCGAGUGCGAGACACGUGGCUCGCUGGCAUUCUUCACUGGAGACGCCAUGGAGCUUGAGGAGGUGAUUCUGGCAGAGGUCCGAAAAGCGUACAACAAAGAAGGAGAAGACUUUGAGGAGACCAGGAACGUGAAUGAGAAUAGGCCCCGCCCACUGUACUACUCGACCGCGAUCCAGAUAGGUCUUCACCCGCUUGCCGGCAUGCCCCGGUUGCUCGACGCAGUGAUGCCCAAGGACGCCAGCAAGCUCUGCAGAAGCUACGUAAAGCGACUGCUUCUCAACCCUCCACCUUACGAGACUGCCGGAAAGAUACAAGAGGCGUGCCGACUGCUCAGCUCCGUCUCCGUCUCCCUCCCCGACUUCCCCUGUGAGCCGGACUAUAAACUGGUCAAGCUCAUCCGCGAACGCGAAGUAAACCACAAGCAGUUCUCCCAGAUCCGGGCGCUGUCCGAGAGCGUCCGAGCCAUGUUUGCGGACGACGCCCUGCGUCCGAUUGCGCGGCUGCUGCUGGAGCCGACGGAGCUAGCAACGGGGCUGACCGGGUUUGACGAAACCCGACUGACUGCCGACUGUGACGAAAUCAUUGGGCUCAUCUCGGCCAAAGUGCCGGACGUCCGGGAGCAGCAGACGGACGGCAACGCCAGCUGGCUGACGAUCGAUGACGACUUCCGGGCGCUGCGCGAUUUGUUGGACGAGAAUGAACGAGGAUGGCGAGGGCGAAUCAAGGACGAGCAUUUGGAAACCGAGUUCAACGAGGUCUUUGCGGCCGCUCAAAAGCUGAAGGCGACUGUCGAGCGCGACUUUGGCGCGGUGCUCAUGUUCGCAAAGGCGCGAGGGGGCACACUAAAGGCGGAAGUCCAGUAUAACCUGACGACCAAGGGCUUCUGGCUGCGCUGCAAAGGCCUCAAGGCGCAGCCGCUGGAGGGGCCGCUUGCUGACGUCGGCGCGCGCUUACGUCACGCGGAGAACAACGGCAAGGUGGAGGCCAACUGUUGGACCACGGACGAGGUGACGUCAGCGCUGAGCGCGUACAAGAAGGCGUCCGAGGCGGCCGCCGCCGCUGUCCGGAACGAGUUGCAAUCGCUGGCAGAGGCGCUCGAGCCGAAGCUCAAGGCGAUCCGCACAAUUGCGUGCUUCGCAAUCGUCGCCAAGUCGCUUCAAAUGCACGUCACCGAAGGCAUGCAGCGGCGCUGGGUCUUCCCCAUCCUUUUGGAUGAUCCCCCAAACCCGGGGGAUCCCUCGGCCGUGGCCGCUCAGCAUGGCGCGCCAAAGCCUUCCAAAGUCGAAAGCUCGCCGAAGAAAAAGGUCGGACGGCCAAGCAAGAACGGUAAAGGUGGUGGUAAUGGUGGACAAAACGUGGGCAGUGACGAGAAUGGGGCAAUGGAGUCUGUGGGGAAGCGGCGGCUGAGCGUGGAGGGCCUUGUUCCGUUCUGGCUGGACUUGGGGGCGGUGCCGAAUACGUUUGGGAUUGAGUCGAUGGUGCUGUUGACAGGGCCCAACACGUCAGGUAAAUCGACGAUUCUGCGGGCAAUCUGCGCCGCGGCUCUCCUGGCGAACUGCGGCCUGAUGAUUCCGUGCGCGGCAGCCGGCGUCCCACGCUUUGACGCGUAUAUGCUACGCAUGUUUCUGUCGGACAGUCCGGCAGAGUCGAAGAGCAGCUGGCAGAUGGAGGCGAUCGACACGCGGAACAUUCUGGCGGACGUGACGGGCAAAAGUCUUGUCUUGGUGGACGAGCUCGGGAAAGGAACGGACGUCCACAACGGAAUGGCCUUCGUCGGAAGUUUUUUCGUGGACGAGCUCGGGAAAGGAACGGAAGUCCACGACGGAACAGCCUUCGUCGGAAUGGUCCUGGAGUGCCUGGACGCCACCGGUUGCAUGGGAAUUUUGGCGACGCACUUGCACGGGGUUCUGGACAUGGACCUGAAAACGCGACACGUGGCACGCAUGGCGAUGGGGACUAAGUUGGAAGAUGACGGAAGCGGGCGGCCCGUGCGAAGGGCGACCUGGAAGCUGAUAGAUGGGGAGUGCCGGGAGAGCCUGGCAAUGGAGACGGCCCUUCUUGCGGGCAUACCCCCCGGGCUAGUCGACCGGGCGAUCGAACUCAAGCAACAAUUGCUUCAAAACCAAACCCCUCCCCAAGAAACGCCCCUCCAAAUUACCCCCCAGGAGACCUCCCUUUUAACCCCCCCUCAAGAACCGUCCGGCGAAGAAUCCCCCCUGGAUACAAAUGCCCUCUUCCUCGCGCAUUUUCACGCGUCGCAACCGAAGGGAGGGAUAUCUCAGAACGGCGCUCGGCGGAAAAACGGGAAGCCUGCCUUCAAGGGGCUGAAAGACGUGACGCCCCUCUUUAAGGAUCUCACUGGGGAGAUGUAUUUCGAGGGUGCUUCCAAAGGGGGGGGCGCGUUCAUUGCCAUCGACGCUGGGAGCGUGCCCCCCCCUGCCACGGUGAAUCGGGCGUAUCUGUAUAUCUUCCAGCGUACUGACGGAGCAUUUUACGUUGGCGAGACGGACGAUCUGAGGGGACGAGUCAAGCGGCACCGCAGCGUCAAACCCCCCGGAACCGCUCUCAACUUUUACGCCCUUCACUUGCCCGAGGGGAAGAGCCGGUCACGAGAACUAGAGGCGCGCCUCAUUCGGAAGCUGAAGGACGCUGGAGUUCCGUUAGCGAACAAAGGAGACCAAUACCACACCAAGUUUGGAGUGGGAAUCCCAGCGGGGAAUGGGAUGGGCGGUAACGGUUUGGAAUAUGAGCCGCUGGUUCCGACGCCCAUUGCGAUCGAGCCGCCGUUCUAGUUGUGCCCACUUAGGGAUUGACUGCCUAGUAUAGGGAAUGAAUUGCCAAAGAGGCGUUAACGGUUUCGUGCGUGAGUUUCCGGUCUUGACGCCCAUUGCUGUCAAGCCGCGGGUCUAGUUUCCUUACUACGUGAGUCUGAGGAAGCACGCGCAACACUACCGCAGGAGUGUCCAAUCAUGGGUUGAAGUAGGAGUGUCAAAAGCGACCAUGCUUCGUAUGUGAGAUAGUUCUUGUCUUGGCAUUCGCAGCCGAAUAUACACAGAGCGUUGAAGAGAACGAAGGAGAAGCCGUUCAAGGCCUGGAACUAGAAGCGAAAGUAAGAGAAGCAACGAGUCUUUUCUACCUAGUUGUAGCGUUCCAUCAAACUGUUAGCCGUUACUGAUCGAGUGAGCAGCAAGAGCCUGAUGCAGGAAAAGAGACCGUAACCUCUCGAGAUCUGAAUCGGUGCGGGCUGCUCAAUGAUGAAUUUAGCGGGCCUGAAGGACGUUUAAUUAUACAUGAUUGAUCAGUCACUAGGAUGCGCGGCAGCCUAUGCAAUAAUUAAGUUAGUGGGUCUGACU